Messenger RNA from Vanderwaltozyma polyspora DSM 70294, 1386 nucleotides. It is a transcript of the gene CDS1, whose product is annotated as phosphatidate cytidylyltransferase. The record is from RefSeq and is a predicted model, not a curated record. NCBI's taxonomy places the organism in Eukaryota, Fungi, Ascomycota, Saccharomycetes, Saccharomycetales, Saccharomycetaceae. Gene Ontology annotation, molecular function: phosphatidate cytidylyltransferase activity. Gene Ontology annotation, cellular component: endoplasmic reticulum membrane. The coding region runs from base 1 to 1386 and encodes 461 amino acids. The transcript has a single exon.
AUGGCUAAGAAGAAAUCUGCUAGUAAGAAAAUGUCAUCUGGAGGUGAUGGCCAAGACAAACGUCACAAAAAAGGUGUCAAUGGUGAUUCCAACGUUGUGGAGAAGGCAUCAUCUGCUUCCUCUAGCAAUGAUUCGAUUAGUAGUGCAAGUGCUACUAGUGUCAAUGCUAAUGCUUCUCCAAAUGCUAAUAAACGUUACAAUUUCAUUAUAAGAACUAGUUGGACUUUUGUAAUGCUUGCAGGAUUUUUCGCUAUAUUGGCUUCUGGUCAUUUUUACUGUGUUUUAUUGAUUAUUGCCUGUCAAGUGGCUACUUUUAAGGAAUGUAUAGCUGUUACUGGAGCUUCCGGUAGUGCUAAAAACUUGCCAUUGACUAAAACUUUAAAUUGGUAUCUGUUAUUCACAACAAUUUAUUAUUUGGAUGGGAAAACUUUCUUUAGAUUCUUCCAGAACUUUUUAUUCGAACAUCCAUUUUUGACUUUAAUCGUGUCUCAUCAUAAAUUCGUUUGUUACUUUCUAUACUUAUUUGGUUUCAUCUUCUUUGUUUGUACUUUAAGAAAAGGUUUCUUAAAAUUCCAAUUUGCCUCUUUAUGUAUCACCCAUAUGGCUUUGGCUUUGGUGGUUUUCCAAGCUCAUUUGAUCAUUAAGAAUGUCAUCAAUGGUUUAUUCUGGUUCUUAGUCCCAUGUGGUUUAGUCAUCGUCAAUGACAUCUUCGCCUACUUAUGUGGUAUCACUUUUGGUCGUACUAAGCUAAUUGAAAUCUCGCCAAAGAAAACUUUAGAAGGUUUUAUUGGUGCUUGGUUCUUCACCGCUCUAGCUAGUGUGAUCUUGACAAGAAUCUUCGAACCAUUCUCAUAUAUGACCUGUCCUGUCAAAGAUAUCAAUACAAAUUUUUUCUCUUCAUUAACUUGUGAACUAAAUCCUGUAUUCAUCCCACAGCGUUAUCCAUUGCCACCAAUGGUUUUCGAAAAAUUCGGUAUUUCAUCAGUUACAAUCAAACCAAUCUAUUUCCAUGCUUUGAAUUUGGCUACUUUUGCAUCUUUAUUCGCUCCAUUUGGUGGGUUCUUUGCUUCUGGUUUAAAGAGAACUUUUAAAGUGAAAGAUUUUGGUGAUUCAAUUCCUGGUCACGGUGGUAUCACCGAUAGAAUUGAUUGUCAAUUCUUGAUGGGAUCAUUCACAAACUUGUAUUACGAAACAUUUAUCAGUGAAAAUAGAUUAACAGUCGAAGCCGUGCUUUCAAGUAUCCUAUUAAGUUUCAACGAUCAACAGAUAUUAGAGGUGUUAACCUCCUUGACUACAAUCCUUACAAAGAAAGGAAUUUUCAAAGAGAAAGGUUACAACAAACUUAUUGAAGUGUUUAAGACAGCUUCAAAAGAGCUGACUCAAUAG